Colletotrichum truncatum is the source of this 984-nucleotide messenger RNA. RefSeq names its product Lipid droplet-associated hydrolase. The record is from RefSeq and is a predicted model, not a curated record. Gene Ontology annotation, biological process: lipid storage. Gene Ontology annotation, molecular function: lipase activity. NCBI's taxonomy places the organism in Eukaryota, Fungi, Ascomycota, Sordariomycetes, Glomerellales, Glomerellaceae. Gene Ontology annotation, cellular component: lipid droplet.
AUGCCAGGUCACGGUCUUCUAUUCUUCAUUCCGGGCAAUCCAGGGCUGGCCGAUUACUACACCGACUUCUUUGACUCGCUGAAGACCCGCAUCGGAUGGGCAGACGGCCACAUCCACGUUCACUGCCGUGAUCUCUUUGGGUUCCGCGAUGAGAGCCAUGAGCCGUUCAACAAUGAUAACCCUCCUUACGACGUAGAGCGCCAGGUCGAAGCUGUGUUUGACCAUUUGGCAGGCCUAAGGCGGACAGACUCGUCAAGGAAUGCACCAGGGAAGAAAGGCGAGCCCUAUGACUUCGUCAUUCUGGCGGGUCACUCGGUUGGAAGCUAUAUCGCUCUAGAAAUCUUUCAUAGACACAUGAAGGACCCUUCGCGUGCACCGCAUCUAAAGUUGCAUGCGGGCAUCUUGCUAUUCCCGACGGUCACGCACAUGGCUCAGUCCCCAAGUGGGAAAAGGCUAGAGCUUAUUCGCACGACGCCUCUGCUCAAUAACUCUGCUCAUGUCGUCGCGCAGAGGUUUCUCGACUUGUGGCCUGCGUGGGCUCUGAGGUGGUUCGUGGGCAACGUGCUCGGUUUUGGGGCCAAGGCUGCGGAUGUUACCACCAAAUUCUUGAAGAGCCGUGAUAGCGUGUGGCAGGCAAUCCACAUGGGGAAGGAUGAGAUGAAAGUCAUCACAGAGGAGAAAUGGGACCAGGAACUGUGGGAGGUCGAGGAGAGUGACAUUGGCGGUCGCGGCGGGAAGAGGACCACUCCGAGAUUCUUUUUCUACUUCGGCAAGAAGGAUCAUUGGGUUGCGGACCACUUCCGGGAUCACUUCAUCCGGGCACGUGAGAAGCAUAUUGAGAAUGGGUGGGCGCGAGUUGAGAUUGAUGAGAGAGGGCUCCCUCACGCGUUCUGUACCACCGAGAAGAACAGUGAACUAGUUGCUGAUAAAGUGGCGGGGUGGCUCAAGGAGCUCUGGGAAGACCUGGCUCAGGAGACUUCCUAA